Penicillium soppii is the source of this 642-nucleotide messenger RNA. RefSeq names its product GPI anchored serine-threonine rich family protein. Lineage: Eukaryota; Fungi; Ascomycota; Eurotiomycetes; Eurotiales; Aspergillaceae. The transcript has 6 exons. The record is from RefSeq and is a predicted model, not a curated record. Bases 1 to 642 code for a protein of 213 amino acids.
AUGCGUCUGUCACUCGCUCUGUCUUUCUUGCCUCUGGCUCUCUCCGUCGCCGCUCUCAAGGUCACCGAGCCUGUUGAGGGUGCCGAGGUUGAUGUGUCCAAGUCUUUCACUGUCAAGUGGACCAGCGUCAACACCGACGAGACUACUGUCAACAUUGUCCUUGUCAACAACAAUGUCUACCCCCCUGUUGAGGAGAAGAUCGCCUCCGACAUCGAUACCUCCAAGGGCAGCUACACUGCUUCCGGUCUCAAGGAUGUCACCGACGGCCACGGCUUCCAGGUCAACCUUCUGUCCACCUCCGAGCACAACACCGGAAUCCUCGCCCAGUCUCAGCAAUUCAACGUGACCGAGUCCUCCAAGAGCUCCACCACUUCUACUGCUACUGGCUCGACCACCUCUACUGGAACCGCCACCGGCACCUCCACUGGUACCUCUACCGGCACCGCCACUGGUCUCACCACCAGCGCUUCCACCACCGGCACCGCUAGCGGCACUGCUUCCGCCUCUGCUACCCCCUCUACUGGUGCUGCCAUGUCUCUCAUCGCUCAGCCCAUCGCUAUCGCCGGUAUGAUGGCUGGUGCUCUCGCUUUCAAUCUCACGACAAGAUGUGGAGAAUUUGGGUUGAGAAUUGAGUACCUCUAA